GAUUGCGUGUCGGACAAGAAGCCGACGCCCACGCCGUCCUGCUGCUCUACCUGCUGCCACAAUGGAACACCGUAGCCCUAGCAAUGGCGAAGAGUUCGAGAGCGCCUGCUCCACCCCCUUCGCCAGCGCGCCUUCCAGCCCCGGCCGCGGCGGUUCAUCGUCCUCAGCCGCUGGCUUCUUCUUCAGCGCCCCAUCCAGCCCAAUGCACUACAUCCUCUCCGCGUCUUCCUCGCCCUUCUCUGCCUCGAACACCCCUUCUGAUCCCGUCUCCGUUGAUUUCUCCUUUGAUUUUGAGUUCUCCGCCCGCUUCCCCUCGCAUUCCACCGCGGCUUCUGCCGACGAACUCUUCCUCAACGGUCAGAUUCGGCCUAUGAAACUGUCUUCCCACCUCCAGCGCCAUCAGAGGCUCUCUCCGCUUCCGGAUCUCGGCGUAGAGGAGGGCGAGGACGACCAUGACAGCUGUGAGGUUGCGCAGAUGGACGUCCACAGGCGCGAUGUGAUGCUGCGGAGUAGGUCCGUGCAUCGGAGGACUAGAUCGCUGUCCCCGAUGCGAAAUCUACCGUUUCGCUGGCGGUCGGAUGAUGCGGUGAGGGGCGAGAGUGUUGAAGGCCGGGAGAAGACACCAGAUUCUAAGCAGAUCGAGUCAAGAGAAGCUCCGGCUCCGCCCGUCUCGGCGUCUUCCCGCUCCUCCUCGUCAUCCUCGACGUCCUCUUCGUCCUCCACGGGGCGUAGCUCAAAGCGGUGGAUUUUUCUGAAAGAUCUCCUCCACCGGAGCAAGAGCGAAAGGAGCGACCACGGAAAGGAGAAAUUCUGGCGUAGUAUCUCCUUUUCCGUCUCCAAAGACAGGCCAAAAUCCACACCGCCUUCAGAACCUGAGAUAACGCCACAGCCGGCGGAGUCCUCGUCAAAUCAAGAACAGGCGGCGACUCAACCGCCUCGGCGACAGAGACCCGUCAAUGGGCUGGGAGGACGGCGGAAGGCUGGGCCGUCAGCGCACGAGCGGCUCUACACGGCGAAUCGAGCGCAGGCAGAGGAGAUGCGACGUCGGACCUUCCUUCCGUACCGGCAGGGUCUCCUGGGCUGCCUGUGGUUUAGUUCCAGAAGCUACGGCGCCAUUAACGGGUUCGCUCGCUCUCUCAGCCCCGUUUCCUCGAGGUGGGAUGCUAGAGGCGGAUGAACAGAGGCAAUAGGCGACAAAGUUGGGUGUUCUUGUGAAGAAAAUAGGGGUCGUUGCUUUUGUUCAAGAUAUAAGAGGCAAUGGGCGACAACCUUGAGCAUUCUUGCAUCAAACAUAGGAGGCACGAUGCGUUUGUCCAAGAUAGUUUGGCAUUCUUGCAGAGAAGCCGGAAGGGCGAAGUUGCAUUUGUUCAAAUUAAGCUCGAGAGAGGACAUAAAGAUAUGGGAGGAACCUGCUGGCUAUCAAGCGCGCUCGUGGAAAAGAAUGAGAUCCACUGUGUGUUCGAAGCUGAAGCUCUUGUUGGUGGCGGCAUCUUCUUGUGCUAGACUAAGCGAAGAGAGGAAUGCGAGAGGACUGGAUCUUAUGGGAUUUAUUAUUUAGGUUAAAAUUUCUUGAAAUGACUUUCUGGUAUUGUUGGUUUGUUGUGUUACACGGCGGAAUAACUUUCCUCAGGCGCCGUAGAUUUGGCCUAUGUAACCCGCUGUAUUUUGACAAAUUCAACCGACGUGGUCCUGCUAAAAUUGGAAAUGAUCUGCAUAUAAGCUGUAAUCCGCAGAUUCAAUGAUAUGUAAUUCAAUAA
This is a messenger RNA of Zingiber officinale, 1757 nucleotides long. RefSeq lists its product as uncharacterized. NCBI's taxonomy places the organism in Eukaryota, Viridiplantae, Streptophyta, Magnoliopsida, Zingiberales, Zingiberaceae. Bases 62 to 1177 code for a protein of 371 amino acids. The record is from RefSeq and is a predicted model, not a curated record. The transcript has 2 exons.